GCCCGUAUAUUGACCUUGUAUAUAUUUUAUUCUUCAUUACUCGUACAUAAUUUUUCGAAUCAGAUCUCCUUUCUCAUACAAUUUCUUUUCUUAAUUGAUACCUUUCAGUAUAUACAAUUUCUACGACGCUUACGAGUCACGAAUUCUUCCUUCCAUUCAAAUUUUAUAAAAUGACAUCACCAGCGACAACGGCAGAAUCAGCAUCCAAUGACGGGCAAUUGUCCUUGAAAAGAUUCUCUAAUCUGACAUUGAAGUUAGAUACCCCGAAAGGUCGCGGAGUAUUCAGCACAGUUGAUAUUGCCAGAGGUACUGUCAUUGAUAUUUCUCCUGUCCUGAUUCUCGAGCCCGAGGAUAAAGCUUUGGAGAGUAAACAAUUAUAUAACUAUACGUAUAAUUGGCCGUAUUCUGAAGGAGAAACCGGGAAAACAACAAUGAGACAAGCAGUGAUACUAGGUCUUGGCUCAAUGUUUAAUCAUUCCAACUUCGCCCAGAAUGUUGGGUUUACACGUGAUCCAUCAAAGUUGGUCAUCGUUUAUACGGCUUUACGAGAUAUAAAAGCCGGAGAAGAGCUUUGUAUAUCGUAUGGCUCGAGACUGGCUUUCAGGGAUGCAGAUGAAGAUAAAUAUCUCAGCGACCCAGAAGAGGGAAAUGAUCUUUUAAGCAAGAUUGAAUUAGACGAUUAGAUUUUUCCAUUUUUUGACUACUAACGUCAACUCUUAGCUGUAGCAUUUAAAUAAAACAGAAUUUAAGUUUGGGCCUUCAUCCUUCCCAAGAAAAAGUCACGAAACACGAGCAAUAUUCUCCAGGCUCUCCUGCAGUUGCGAGCUGAUGGAGUUCAAAGCGCCUCAAUCGGAUUGAUCGAAGGCUGCAAAUAUUAUCAGUACAAUGAAUGCAAUAAAAAGACCGCUGAGUCUUGACAGAAGAAUGAGCCACGGGAACAAUAUUCUUUU
Xylona heveae TC161 is the source of this 950-nucleotide messenger RNA. Its product is annotated as protein methyltransferase. Bases 171 to 683 code for a protein of 170 amino acids. The record is from RefSeq and is a predicted model, not a curated record. Lineage: Eukaryota; Fungi; Ascomycota; Xylonomycetes; Xylonales; Xylonaceae. The transcript has 4 exons. Gene Ontology annotation, molecular function: protein binding.